GCUCUGACAGCGCCAUCUAGUGAAAAGAUCACCAUGUCUUCAAAUUUACUAAAAUCUCUGACUAAAAGUAUAAUAUCAGCGCGUUACACAUGUAUUUGUCCUCAAAUACAAAACCGAAUACAUAUAAGUAAUACAAAAUGGAAGGAUCAUAGAAACAAAAUGUCUGAUCCUGCUGUUGUGGUUGUCAAUGAAGACCUGAUUGUAGCAUGGCAUCCUGAGCAGCAAUUUCCUUAUGAACACACUAAACCUAUACCCAGAAAUCAACAACAUAUGAGCCAGGGUGAUUCUGCACUGAAAGUGCAACAUAUCUUAGAUGAACAGAAUAAGUAUCACUCAGCGGGACCAUCUGAUGAACAACUGCAACAGAUAUUCUUCACUACCAAACAUAAAUGGUUUCCACAGAAUCAGAAGGCAAGACGAAAAGUAGAUCCACCAAAGGAACGUGAAGGAAUAUAGCAAUAAGAGCUAUUAAGAAGGAUUUCAUCUAAGAAGCACUGCUGAAUUAGAGAACACAAUAGGAUAAGAUAUAUGCAGGCAGACUCUUUGGAAUCAAUAACAAUGAACUGCGCCACUGGACCAUUCAGUUUAUUUAAGAUUUUGAAGAGUUGAUCAACAAUCAUUGCAACUAAUGAUAAAAUAACUAUUAGAUAUAGAGCAAAGUAAAUAUAGAAAAUUAUGGCGUCCCAAGUCACCAUUGAAAUAAAUUCAUUUUAUUCAGUACAGAAUAAAGGAAGAUAAAGGAAGUAGUAAAGCCGAUCUUUUAUGUAAUUGUGAUAAAUAAAAUAAAGUUUUCAAAAUUAGUUGAAUCAAAAGUCAUGUAUUGAUAAUGCACCAUUCAAAUGUUUGCA
Molecule: messenger RNA, 848 nt
Organism: Owenia fusiformis
Lineage: Eukaryota; Metazoa; Annelida; Polychaeta; Sabellida; Oweniidae
Source: the annotation of a GenBank genome assembly